This is a messenger RNA of Rotaria socialis, 459 nucleotides long. The record is from the annotation of a GenBank genome assembly. NCBI's taxonomy places the organism in Eukaryota, Metazoa, Rotifera, Eurotatoria, Philodinida, Philodinidae.
AUGUCAACGUUUACAUUCAGUACAACAGAAAAGAACAAACCUUUAUUAAUUUGUAAAGGCUUUACUUAUACUAUCGAUAAAACAACUAAUGAUAAAACUUAUUGGAAAUAUGAACAUGUUCGAAAAUUUAAAUGUAAAGGACGAAUUCACACUAACUGUACUCAUACAACAUUAUUACAUGAAAACGAUAAUCAUAAUCAUCCUGGUAAUUCCGUUUCAACUGAAAUUCGAAUAUUUGAAGAAAAAAUUCGUCACCGAGCACUUAAUUCAAACGAAACUACACAAAAUGUUAUUGAUUAUUGUCUCACGAAUUUAUCUGAUAAUGCUGUAGCUAGUCUUCCUGAUUUUAAACAUGUUAAACGAAAUAUUCAAAAUCGUCGGGGAAAAAAUGAUUUACCAGAAAUUCCACAUGAUAAAACAUUUAAUCUGAUUCCGGACAAAUUAACAGCAACAAAAUGA